Messenger RNA from Bursaphelenchus okinawaensis, 2006 nucleotides. The record is from the annotation of a GenBank genome assembly. Lineage: Eukaryota; Metazoa; Nematoda; Chromadorea; Rhabditida; Aphelenchoididae.
AUGCAGGGAACGUUGAGUCACGUUAGAGGAGUUGAGUUACAAGAUGGGGAACAUCCUUCACACAAAGAAACUACCACGGUAAGUAUCAUAGUCAAAUUAUAAAUUCAGAUUUUAGAAGUAUAAUAGAUUUAAAAUUUGUAAAUAAUAUGAUCUUCAGGAUGUCAAAACAAUUGAUCCAAAAUUUCAUUCAAUGGAUUCUGUAGCCAAAACAACGUACAGAAGACUUGGAGACACAGACAUCAUCGUAUCAGCAAUGGGUUUAGGUAAUGAAUUAAGCAUACUUUCAAAUACGUUUCUAAAAAAUAUGAUUGAUGAGUAACAAUUUAAAACACUAUGCUAAAAAACCGUUCUUUUGCGUAUUUAACGAAAAUUCAGGAGUAGCAUCUUUUGGUGAAAUAUAUGGCCCAGCACCAUCUGAUCCAGCAGAAAUUGUGAGGACUAGUCUAGUAAAUGGGAUCAACGUUAUAGACACUGGUUAUUGGUAUGGUCAAAGACGAUCGGAAGCGACGUUAGGAAAGGUACGGCACGAACUUUAAUAACAAAUCAUUUUAAAGCAUAGUCUCUUUGAACACACCUUUACAGGCUCUGAAAAACAUUCCGCGACACGUGUACUACUUGUGCAUACGAGUAGGGCGGUUCGAAUUAGACUAUGCCAGGCCGUUUGACUACCGAGCCGACAAGAUAUUAACAUCGCUCACUAAAUCCCUCAGCCUCCUCAACCAAAAGUACGCCGACAUUUGUUUCCUACAGGUAAACUUUACUUCUUAUUAUUGAUUCGAUUCUUAGGUAACGAUUCGUAUCUAACUUAUACUUUUUCCAGCUUACUCUGUACAGUAUCAUAUUAUAAUUCUUAAGAUUUACAGGUAGCUGACACGGAAUGGGAGAACAAUUUGAACACGAUACUUGAAGAGACAUUGCCAGCAUUAAGAAUCGCACAAAACAGUAACAAGAUUAAGUAUAUUGGACUGGCUGGGUACAGUCUGUCAAAAAUGAGGUAAACAACAAGCAACAUAAUAUUAUUUAAAAAAUGGUUUGAAAAGUCAGCUUUAAACUUUUUUAUAAAGUGGUGUUCAAUAACUGAUAUUAUACUACUAAAAGUUUAAUAUUUAGGAAAAUAAUAGACAAAUCAAGCAUCAAGAUCAACGUAUGUUUAAACUACUGUAGAGCAACUUUAAUGGACAACAGUCUUGCUGAAAGCAUCAAAUACUUUAACGUAAGUUAAGGUUUUCAAUAUCAGGAACGAGUUUAGGAAAAGAAAAUUGGAGUGUUAAAUGGCGGUUGCUUUUCUAUGGGAAUGUUAACAGAACAAGGUCCACCACUUUGGCAUCCAGCUAAUUACAACACCCGAGAGAUUACUAAGGAGGCCGUCAACUACUGCAAGGUAAAUGUUCAUGUCUCUCAAAGUGUAGAUAAUGUUUUUCAGAGUAUUUAAUACACUAUGAAGCUAAGCCAUAGACCGUGCAAUAUUUAACUAUAGCAAUCUGAAGCUUAUUUGAAAUCAGAAUCCUCUAAAACAAAGAAACUUUAAGAGCAAAGACAUACGCAUUGAAAAGUUGUCGUUGUCGUAUUCCUUACGAUUCCCGGGCAUUACCUGCUGUUUGGUGAGUAUUGAGAACCUGUCACAACUCGUCAUUAACCUUACCACUUUGUGGAACAAUGGAACACUUCAAAACAAGGAACUUCGGGUGUUGGACAGAAUCAAAAGAAGGUCAGUCAAUUGUUACCAAUAAUUACCUAUUUACUAAAAAAAUUAAAAAUAAAAUUUAGCUAACACAAAAAUACUGGACUUCAUUUUUAGAUACCUAGACAAAAUCGAAAACAAAGAAUGGGACAUAAUAAACCUAAAAGGAUAUUGGAGACAUCUGGAGACUCUGGGACUUCCCUUUAUGUCCUCAAACAGAAUAUCCUCCAUGGAGAGCCUCUCAUCUAAUUAUACAGCAUCAAUCGCUUCAGCAUGUUCGAAAUGUGACCCUUACAAGUACCAAAAAUACCCAAGAAAAUAUUAA